Lemur catta (Ring-tailed lemur) is the source of this 1350-nucleotide messenger RNA. RefSeq names its product chromosome 6 CXorf58 homolog (gene C6HXorf58). The coding region runs from base 1 to 1350 and encodes 449 amino acids. The record is from RefSeq and is a predicted model, not a curated record. Lineage: Eukaryota; Metazoa; Chordata; Mammalia; Primates; Lemuridae. The transcript has 2 exons.
AUGGUUGAACAGAUGGAGCAGUUGGCUUUGGAGAGCAAGUGGACAGUGUCUCCAUUGCAAAGCAGUGAAGGAGGUGAUCGUGGAAGCAGAGAAAUAAUAGAAUAUAGGGCUGGCUCCGCCCCUGCACCUGCGGUUGCUAGGCGGCAAGAAAGCGCCGGCUCAGUGUGGGCGGGGGGGGGCACCGGGGGGGGGGCACCGGAAGGAAGUCGCAGGCGCGGGGAACUUGCUUUCGCCUCGCUGAUUGGGCGCCCGGCCGCGUGGGCUGGGAAUCCUGUGCGCAGAGGCUGCUGGGGCGGUUCGAAAGCCUCACAGCCGGAAGCUGCCGAUUGGAGGCCUGGAUUUACCCCGCAAGGAAAAGAUUACUUCACUGUAAAGAAAAUGAAUGAUUCCUCAAAAACCAAAGAUCCUGGUGUUCCAAAAUCAGGUAGUCAAAGCUCAGGAAAAGGCCACAAAGUACGUUUCGCAAAGACAAAGCCAAUAGGACGACGGAUGAAUAGAGACCUUUCAGCUCAAAUAAUACAGAGAGCUUGGUUUUCUCAUGUAGACAAAAUGAUAUUUCAACUCCUAAAACACACAAUUUGUGCAGCGGAAUUCUGUGUGACAUAUGACAUGCUGAAGCAAAUAAACCCCUUAGAGGCUAAGCUUGUUAAAGAUCCUAGCAUGAAGUGUAAAGUCAGAUUCAGAUUUAGUGGUGAAACAUUUCCACCUUUCAUCGUGUUUAAAAUUUUUCUUCAUACCGAAGGCCGUGGUUACAAGUAUUUUAGUGGAAGAAAUUUCUUAAAGCCAUCAAGUGAGGCAAUUUUUGAUGCUUGUAAAAUGAUGGGGAAAAAUAAAUUUUAUCAUCAAGUUUUAGAAGAUGAACAUCUUUUCCAGAAGUUCAAAGUAACUGAUGAAAUAGAUAUUGUCACCAUGCAAGAUUAUAUGCAGUAUUCCAAUCUUCUGGAUGAGAUUCCUGCAUCUUCUGGUGGCAGAAAUAACUACUGGCGAAAAUUAAGCCUAGAAAACAUUCCCAGGACAAUGAUAAUGUAUGACAUAGUUGAUUAUGCAGAGUCUGGAGUAAUCUCACACCGUCUACAAAAAGAAAUGAAGUAUCUGGUACAGAGACCAAAAACAGAAGAGAUGCAUCAGCACCAGCUGCGGAUUGUUUCUGAGAUUAGGUGUCCAACUUUCUCAAGUAUCCAACCUCUAUAUCGGCCCUACCAAAAGCAAAGUCAAGUUAAACGUCUAGGUCGUCGAUCCAAGCAAGCUCAAAUGAAAGUUGAAAAAAUGAACAAAGCUUAUUUGGCUAAAGAAAAAAAUGCUUCUGAGGUGACUGAACCAAAAAUGGACACAGCACAUACAAAGCAAUGA